Molecule: messenger RNA, 2550 nt
Organism: Uncinocarpus reesii 1704
Lineage: Eukaryota; Fungi; Ascomycota; Eurotiomycetes; Onygenales; Onygenaceae
Exons: 1
Coding region: 1-2550 (849 amino acids)
Biological process (GO): protein folding in endoplasmic reticulum
Cellular component (GO): cytoplasm; membrane
Source: RefSeq, a predicted model, not a curated record
AUGCGCGGACGCUGGCCGUUUCUCCGUUUCGAUACCGACAUUGGCGUUCUCAAUGGUUUGAUUUUGUUAUUCCUGCUUCCUCUGUUUGUGGCUGAGGAUGGGGACUUUCAGCAUCCACACCCCCAGCACCGGCAGGGCUUGGAUGAGGCGCGGUGGGCGAAUGGUCAGAACAAUGGGAUUUGUCCGGUCAGGGGAGUUGUGGAGAUACAAGCAGAAUAUCUACGGCAUCCGAUGUGUUCAGUGACCACAGGGGGGCAAGAUCCUCAGGGUGAUGGUUUCUUGCUGAAUACUACCGAGACCACGAUUACGACCACGGAAAAAGGCUUGGAGACGCCAGCAUCGACGGCUAGGUUAGAGUCUGAGCUGGAUACCGAGAGUCCACUGGAUAAUGAGAAAUUUCUCUCGUUUGAGGAAUGGAAGAAGAAGAACCUGGCCAAGGUCGGUCAAUCGGCGGAUAAUGUGCGCGGAAACAGACCUGGUUCUGGGUCGACGGAGAUGCGAAGACGGCCCUAUCCAGGCAAAAUCAGCAAUGCUUUGGAUUCGUUGGGUGAGGAGGGAGAAAUCGAGCUGGGAUUCGGCGGAUUCGACCCUGAUGAUCCCAACAUCCCGCCCUUGGGGAAGAAAGAUGCGAGAACCGCCCAGACUACGAGUGGAGAUGAAUCACCGGUCACCAAGGGCACUGAAGGGGAGAUUCAGUCGGAUGGCGUCCCCCGGAGAGGCGUUGCCCGCCGAAAAGAUGCCGGGACUACGUGCAAAGAGCGAUUCAAUUACGCUUCGUUUGAUUGUGCCGCUACGGUUCUGAAGACGAACAAGGAAUGUACCGGUUCGUCAUCGAUAUUGAUUGAAAAUAAAGAUAGCUACAUGCUCAACGAAUGUCGAGCCAAGGACAAAUUUAUCAUCCUCGAGCUUUGUGAUGAUAUCCUUGUUGAUACCGUUGUUCUUGCCAACUAUGAAUUCUUUAGCUCUAUAUUCCGCACCUUUAGGGUGAGUGUGUCGGAUCGCUACCCUGCGAAGCCUGAUAAGUGGAAGGAGUUGGGGACAUAUGAGGCAGCGAAUACUCGUGAAAUUCAGGCGUUUGCUGUCGAGAAUCCUCUGAUCUGGACGCGCUAUUUGAAGAUUGAGUUCUUGUCUCAUUAUGGAAACGAGUUCUACUGCCCGGUAAGUCUGGUUAGGGUACAUGGCACGACAAUGAUGGAAGAGUAUAAGAAUUAUGGCGAUACUGCUCGAGCAGAGGAGGAGACGGUCCAAGCGGUUCAACCAACCCAAGAGACUCCCGGCGCGGUAUCCACGGUUGAUCAGUCCAACCAGACGCAGAAAGAAAACUGCAAACGCAACGCAACUGCCUCUGUUACCAAGACGGGCGCUGAAUCUUUACCAGAUGAAGAGGCACUUGGUGCCCUAUGUUUUCCCGAGCUAGACGAAAUCGAAAAGCUCCUACUCGGGUAUAAUGUGAAUAAUAUGAGUUCGAUAUAUGAUUUGGUCUCUGAACACGAGUAUCAAUACGAUUCCCAUGAUUUGGCCGAAAGCGAGUCUGUAACCGCCAAAGCUACGGGAUCAACCGCCUCGGAAGACAUACCACAGUCCGAUACGCCGUCCACUACAAACGGCGGGGAUAAGUCCCAGAAACCAGCUUCCGAGGCGCGAGUAGCUUCCACGUCGAGCUCGACCGAGGCCGAGAAUGACACGGUGGUGGAAAGCCAAAGAACCCCAAUAGCAUCGCAGCCGCCUCCUCCAAACCCAACGACGCAAGAAUCCUUCUUCAAGUCCGUCCAUAAACGGCUACAGAUGCUAGAGACUAAUUCCACGCUCUCGCUUCUAUAUAUCGAAGAGCAGUCACGUAUCCUUCGGGAUGCAUUCAACAAGGUAGAGAAGCGCCAGUUGGCGAAAACUUCUAGUUUCCUUGAAAAUUUAAACGCCACCGUCCUUCAUGAAUUGAGAGAUUUCAGACAGCAGUAUGACCACAUCUGGCGCUCUGUCGUUCUCGAAUUCGAGCAGCAACGUCAGCAAUACCACCAUGAGCUUUUCGCCGUUACGACGCAGUUAGCAAUACUUGCUGAUGAAGUGGUCUUUCAAAAGCGCGUUUCGAUCAUUCAAAGCGUCUUCGUCCUGCUUUGCUUGGGACUAGUGUUAUUCUCCCGAAGUGCGGUAGGAUCCUAUCUCGAGUUUCCCAAGGUGCAAAACAUGGUCUCCCGCACCCACAGUUUCCGCUCGGCAUCUCCGUCUUACGAAACACCUUCCGCGAGCCCGAAUACGGUCAGACAGAGACCCUCAUAUUCAAAGGCCAACUUGCAUCGAAGAAACGUUUCCGAGGACCAGACAGACAGCGAACUUUGUAGUCCGACUUUUGCCUAUCACUCUCCGCCGUUGUCAGAAGGGCCGAGUCCGUCGGAAGAAGAGGAAAAAGGGUUAAAUGAGGUGCAGUCGGAUUAUGCUCGGCCAAUGAGUAGUAGUCCGGUGCCGGUCGAAAACCUUGCAACGCUCAAGCGACAGAAGAGUAGUCCGGCAGAGCUGGGUGAGGCGACUAAUAAUGCCGAGUUGAGACCACCUUGA